Molecule: messenger RNA, 1461 nt
Organism: Rhododendron vialii
Lineage: Eukaryota; Viridiplantae; Streptophyta; Magnoliopsida; Ericales; Ericaceae
Product: perakine reductase-like
Exons: 7
Coding region: 38-1252 (404 amino acids)
Cellular component (GO): cytoplasm
Source: RefSeq, a predicted model, not a curated record
CUACAGAACAAAUAAAAGUGUGGAUUAAGUUGGCAUAAUGAGUGGUUGGAGAUGCUCUAAGGUGGUGGGGGAGCUUAAUUAUUUCUCAUACUUUUCAACGGGCUUGGUCUCCUCAAAAACUAAUUUUUUUUUUAGUGAAGUGUUGAUUAAGUUUGUCAUCCAAAGGAAAUUGGAGCGUACAUCUUUCGUACCAAUUUUGUUGGAGGGGAAAAUGGAGGACAGCGGCCAUAUUAUCCAGAUGCCAAGAGUGAAACUGGGUUCACAAGGGCUUGAGGUUUCUAGAUUAGGCUUCGGAUGCGCGGGACUUUCUGGAUACUACAAUGAUCCUCUCUCACACGAGGCUGGAUGUUCAGUUAUAAAGGAAGCUUUUAGAAAUGGUCUUACCUUCUUCGAUACCUCCGAUAUUUAUGGAGAAAAUCAUGACAAUGAAAUACUUCUCAGCAAGGCUCUGAAGGAGCUUCCUCGAGCAAAGGUUCAGUUAGCCACGAAGUUUGGGAUUAUGAGCUUAGAAGGUGGUAAACAUGCAGUAAAGGGUACCCCUGAAUACGUAAGGCAGUGCUGUGAAGCUAGUCUUAAACGACUUGGAAUUGACUACAUUGAUCUCUAUUAUCAGCACCGUGUGGAUGCUACGGUGCCAAUAGAGGACACUAUGGGAGAGCUGAAAAAACUUGUGGAUGAGGGAAAGAUAAAGUACAUUGGGUUAUCUGAAGCUAGUGCGAACACAAUGAGGAGAGCCCAUAGAGUUCAUCCCAUAACCGCUGUUCAAGUGGAGUAUUCGCUAUGGACUCGUGACAUUGAAGAGGAUAUAAUCCCAAUUUGCCGAGAGCUGGGUAUUGGAAUAGUGGCUUAUAGCCCUCUUGGCCGUGGCUUCUUUGGUGGGAAGGCAGUUGUUGAGGCAUUGCCCGACAAUACUAUAUUGCCUCACUGGCCAAGGUUUACCGGAGAGAAUCUAGAGAAGAACAAACAACUAUAUGACCGUCUAGCCAACCUUGCUGCGAAGAAAAAUUGCACCCCUCCGCAACUGGCAUUGGCGUGGCUUCUCCAUCAAGAAGACAAUAUCGUUCCCAUCCCGGGGACAACCAAGGUUAAGAACCUUCAUAAUAACCUAGGAGCGUUGUCACUGAAGCUAACUGAAGAAGAUUUGAAAGAAAUUUCUGAUGCAGUUCCCAUUGAUGAAGUGGCUGGCGAAAGAGACCCUGAAUCCUUUACACAAUACUCUCGGAAGUUCGCAAACACCCCAGAAAAAUCUUGAGUAAAACUACAGAUCAAUGGAGUUAUAGAUCUAUAAUAAUAUGAUAGACUACUGUUUGAAUUGUAUAUGUAUGUCGUGGGUUUUCUUUGGAGCUAUGGAGCUUGUACUUAUGUACCAUCUUAUGGCUUUCGUGUUUGGACCUGAUACUUGGUGCUGAUAAUCUACAGAGCUAUAACAAUAUGAUAUGAUAGACUGAUGUUUGAAUUUUA